AUGGACAUCAGAAUCGACGGGGGAGAAGAGCUGGAGCUUACCGGAGAAGCUGAUGAUGUUACAGUGACCAAUCUUACUAAUCAGAAACCACUCAUGUCUUCUCCUCCUCCGUCAAUUUCCCCGUUGAUUGUUCCUGUGAAGGCGAGUUAUGGUCAAAUCUCUCAAUCUAACGGUGAGGAGGAGUUUGAUUGGGUGGCUGUAGAAAGAGGAGCUGAUGUUGUUAUUACGGAUAAAGCUCCCGAAAUUGACGAAGUCGAAGAAGCUUUCUCUGCACUUCAACUACUCUACGACAGCUUUCAUCUGUUUCAGACCGAUCCGUCAGUUCAGAGGAUGGUUAUGUCCUUGGCUUCAGAUAGAGCUGUGUGGGAUGCGGUGAUGAACAACGAGGUUGUUCGAGAGCUAAUAACCAACGCUGAGAGGUCAGAAGAAGACUCAGGUCCAGCCGCGACUUUCAUAAGGAGGUUGUUUAAGAGAAGUGCAAUCAAAAUCAUUGACGCGAUGGAGAGAGUCACAAAGUACGUCACUGACCUCUUCAAUGUUGUUGUUCCUGGAGAUGAGACGGUUGUGUUAGCCACAGGUCCUGCCCCGGUGAUGGAGAAGCUUCAAAUGACGGUUCUGCUCGCCGUCGUUGUCCUGCUUUUCGUGUUAGUAGCACGAGUCACAAGGGCUAGAUAG
Arabis nemorensis is the source of this 675-nucleotide messenger RNA. Lineage: Eukaryota; Viridiplantae; Streptophyta; Magnoliopsida; Brassicales; Brassicaceae. The record is from the annotation of a GenBank genome assembly.